AUCUAAUGGGGAGAUAAAACAAAAGGAAGCUGAAAAGUAUGGGGGGAGGGGGAGAAGGCACCCAAUGAGGGGGCGUGGUGGAAAAGUCAGAGAAGUCCCAAAGUAGUGCACAACCAGGUGAGAAAUGAGGAAAGAGGUGUGUUCUUUGUCCUGAGAACAUACACCCAAGGUAAACACAAGUGUGACACAUAAAUCUAAUUGUGCCUUUAACAUCCUAUCUUCCUUAAAAGUUGUAUGUAAUAAUCAUUUCUGACAGUUGGAGUAGGUAUCUGAACACUUUAGAAUGUUAAAUCUUCAGCCCUUCUUGACAGCCUAUAAAUUUAAAUGUACUGUAGUUUGUGGUUUAAGAGAACCAUUGGGUGCUAACCUAAGGAAUUCUUGGUAAUUGAAUUAAAACAUUUAUUGAAGAUCUGUUAGGUUAGGGAUGAACAUGUUAACAUGGGAAAAGUAAAAUCAUAACAUAGUUAAUUCGGAAAUUUGUUUCACAUGUCUAUACGUAUUUGUAAUUUUUUUUCUUACCUUCUCAAUGGGUGGAGGAGAGAAAUUAACCUUGAACCUUAAAUAAGUGGUCUUGACAUCAAGUACCAUAGAUAUUUAAAAGAAAGAUUACUGUACUACACAGUGAUGGCUUUCUGGGAACAUAAACUCCUUACUUGUAGAAUUAUUUCAUUUUUGUACUUUUAUCUACAGUGUCAGGCAUAUAGUAGGUGCUUAAUAAAUGUUGAUUGAUGCAGAGGCAGAAAUUGGUGUUUUGUAAAAAAUAAUAAUAGGGGAGAGAGAUUGAAGACAGCUCUAAAUGCCAUCCUCAGAAAUUUUUUUUAAAUAUAAAUUUAGUAAUAAACAAAAACAGUAUAUGUUACAAAAUAAGUACCAAAAUCUUACCCUCCGAUAAGGUGCAAAAAAGACAAGCAAACAAAAUGUUUUGUGUCGUUUUCAGGGCCUACCUAGAAUAGGCAAAGGUAUCUCUAGUUUAUCUUUUAGGAAAUGGGAAGAGAGAUGUACUGGCUAGACUUAAGGGGGAAAACUGAUGGUAGAGAGGUCAGUGAGGAGACUGGUUAACUUGUAACUCGGAUCAAAGCACCUCACAACUUUGUAAAAUUUUGAUUCCGUCUGUAUUCGGUUUGGGUUACCUUCAGCUAGUGUACUUGACUGAUUAAGAGGGAAGAGAGAAUAAGGACCAGGAUCUGAACUAGCCAGUGAACAGCCCGGCAUUGAAUUUGGAGUGCUGGUUUAGGUGUUUACCUAUCACAUGUCAGUCUUUCAGUGAAUUGACUGAAUAACAAAGUUAUUCAAACAUUUAUCAAAUACCUAUUCUGUGCAAAGCAAGUGCUGGAGAUAAUAAAGAUUACAAUCUAAUCUUCCUUUCUGAGUCUACAGUGACGUCCCCACCAGAAAAAGGGCAGAAACAUUCUGAGUAACAACUAAUCAGCUCAGGGUCAUCUUUCCCUUCCUGACAACUCACAUUGCUUAACCUCUAGCGCACCUCUUCAUGUUCUUAGGACAAGAGAUUUGGCACUGGAGGGGACUCAGAGGUUAACCAUUUUUGGGUGAAGAAGCUGAGACCCAGAGGAGUGACUUCCUGAAGUCACACAGGAGCCAGAAUUGGAGUUGGACGUGACCCAAGAACUAGGAGCCCAAAGCCAGAAAUUAGGAAGCCAAGCUCACAAGGAAUCGGGACUACCAGGAACCAGGAGCCAGCACCUACCAGGUGUUUGGGACUACAAAGUCUUAGAGGUUUGCUCUAACUGCCGGGAAGGAUUGUGCUGGGACUCUGGGGAGGGAGAAAUCGGUGGCCCAGCAUUAUCAAGUGCGUGUGUGAUCCCCAUAGGAGCCUCAGGCCCCUGCCAGGCUGAGCAGCCAAGUCCACUACCAAAGUCUCAGAGGAACUGAAGCAGUCAGCCAGGAAACAGUAGGUGUUCUUGCUUUUUCCUUCUGAAUUCUGAACUCUUGAAACUAACCCCUAACAUCUAACCUCUAACCCUGGUCCUGCCUUCCUAGAAAGAUAUGGCUGUGGGCAGCCAGGAACCAGAGCCAACUGAGCCUGUGUCUAGGUCCCCAGAUGAAGAGGAGGAAAUGGAGAGCUUGACCCCUUCAGCCCCCUGCCCUCCUGAGGCAGCCCCCAUGGAAAGCAAGCCCCUACUGGGGGCUGGAGCUCAGUGGACUCUGCAACUAGUGGAGGAUGUGGAAGAUGAGUGCCCCAUCUGUACGGAACCCUACGGCAUAGACGAGCACCUCUUGGUGUUGCUGAACUGUGGACAUGGGCUGUGCCAGCACUGCCUGAACAGGCUCUUGGGCACAGCUUCCAGCACUGACCUGGGCCGUGUGCGUUGCCCACUGUGCCGUCAGAAGACUCCUAUGUUGGAGUGGGAGAUCUACCAGCUUCAGGAAGAGUUGCUCCAGGCUGAUGGGCCCCAACCUCCACCACCUCCCAGUCCCCCAGCCCUUCCUCCCCGAGGGACAGGGCUUUGGGCUUCCCUGGAGCACCGUUAUCAACUUCGAGGGAACCGAGGUUGCCUCCCCUUCUUGCCUUGCCCACCAUGUCUGAUUUCGAGGCUCUGGGCCCUCCGUGACAGGGGGCCCUGCACCCGUUGCCUCAUCUUGCUGACGAUGCUAGCCCUAGAAAUGUUUGGACUGGUACUCAUCUUUCUGCCCCUCCUACUGCUUGCCUUGCUCUUGAUCCUACUUAACCAUCUAGGCCACUGACCCUCCAGCUUGGACUCGAAGGACCUUUUGAGGGGGUGGGCCUGCUUACCAUUCACCGACCAGAGACUUGAGCACUGCUGCAUCCUCUCACUGGAAGGAUCCUGAAUGGACUGAACUGACAUUAUCUCUGAGAAGAUCUGGGGGGACGAUUCUUCCAGGAGCUAAUGGUCACUGAUUAGAGAGCUUAGACUUUUGAUCACAACUCCCUCAGCUGCCCACCUUGAUAGUCAAGACUGAAUAGGGGAAGAAAGAACUGGAUUACUGAAAGAAGUAAGUUCACAACCUGGAUAAUUUCUAGAAAUGAUCAUUUACAUUAGUGAAAAGGGGGGGGUGGAGAGGAGAAGGCAACGAAUACAUUGAGAUGGUGGGUGUGGAAGGGGCAGCCUGGGGCAGCCUGAGCAGAGGGACAAUUUGGGAUGGGAAGUAUAGAGUUAUAGACCAGUCAGGUCACUUUCAGGGGAGGAGCAGAAAUGUCCUUCUCUGCCCCUCUCCUUGUCUGGAGGCCUCAGAUAAGAGCUGUGCAGCUGGUGUUCCCUGAAGGUCAGCCAGGCUUGGGCUUGAAGGUAGGGAAAUAGAAACUGCUCCCACCCAAUUAGAGUGGAAUGUCAGGCCUCAGACUGGUAGAUGGGAGAUCUCUGGGGGGAGAGCUGUACUCUGACCAUAUAGGCACAUGCCUCCUCUAACAGGGAUAUGGCCAGCUGCGGUGAACACAGAACUUAACCUGGUAUGAAAAUGCCAGAGGGCACAAAUGGACCUGGACCGAAUUUCAAGGUGACCCCUUCUGGGGCCACCUAAUUCUCCUGGAACUUGUCUCCCACACACAUAUACACACCCUAGACCAUAAAGGGGAGCCCAUAAAAAGAAGAACCCACAAGCUUUGGGGGCAGAAACAGGGCAAUGCUGGACAGGAGGGAGCAGCAGUCCAGUGUACUGAAUGAAGGAGCUGAGAGUCCAGUUGUACCCUGCUCUCAUCAAACUACAUCUUAAGAGCUAUAUUCAGAAGGAUGGUGAAAAGCUGGAGUGUGUCCAGAAGAGGGCGACCAGAUGUAUGAGGCCAGGAGACCAUGUCACAUGAGAACUGGUUGAAAGAUUUGGGUAUCAUCCAUUGGGAAAUGGUUAAACAAAUGAUGAUACAUGAAUAUGAUGUGUAACAUAUCACUGUGGUGUAAGAAAUGAUGAAUUACAGAGAAACAUGGAAAGAUUUGCCCAAUCUGAUGCAGACUUAAGCAAGAAGAGUCAAGAUAACAAUACAGACCAGCAAUUCUCAAACUUUUUUGGUCUGAAGACCCCUCUACACUCUUAAAAAUUAUUGGGGGCCCCAAAAGCUUUUGUUUGUGAGUAACAGCCAUUGGUAUUUAUUGUAUUAUAAAGAAAAACUGAUAAAUUUAAAAAUAUUUAUUCAUUUAAAUAACAAUAAACCUGUUACCUGUUAACACAAGCCAUAUGUUUUCUAUGGGGAAAAAACUAUUUUACAAAACAAAAAAUUUAGUGAGAAGAGUGGCAUUGUUUCACAUAUUUUUGCAGAUCUCUUUAAUUGGCUGGCUUAAUAGACAACUGGAUUUUCAUAUUUGCUUUUGCCUUCAAUCUGCUGUGUUUUAAUUGAAAUAUUUGAAGAAAAUCCAGCCUCACACAUAGAUGUAGUUAGAAUAGGGAGGAAUAUUUUAAUAGGCAAAUAAUAUCUUAAUAUGAAAAUAGUUUUGACCUUACAGACCCCCUGAAAAGGUCUCAGAGACCCACCGAGCUGUGGACCAGGUUUUGACAACUGCUGAUAUACACACAAUGACUACAAUGUAAAUGGAAAGAACAACUAGAAGACAAUCAAGGGUUACACAAUUACAAGGAAUGGCCCCCAAAAAAGAAAAAGGAGGACAUCCCCACCCUAUUGCUUUGCACAAGUGGGCUGACCACAGACGUGGGGCAUUGCAUAUAUUUCAGACUUCUUAGAUGUAUUCAUCAGUUUUGAUUAUUUUUUUCACUUCUACAUUUUAAAAAUAGUAUUUAUUGCAAGGGAUGGCCCUCUG
Molecule: messenger RNA, 4724 nt
Organism: Phascolarctos cinereus (koala)
Lineage: Eukaryota; Metazoa; Chordata; Mammalia; Diprotodontia; Phascolarctidae
Source: RefSeq, a predicted model, not a curated record